AUGUGCCACCAACUUUGCCAGCUGCACUCCGUAUGCGGCCAUGUAACCAAGCGCGAAAUUCCCUGUGAGGUUACUGUUUCCACCCCCACGAAAGCACCUCCUCAACCAUGGCCCUCCACUAUCGACACGGGAAGCAAAGUAAAAGAUGCCUUCCUGACUUGGUGUCUGAAGUCCCUGAAGCCAGUCGCCCACCAGCAACGCUCAACCCGCUCAUCAUGCCGGCCCCCUCUAACCCUCCUGCACGAGGUCGUGUACGGCUUCUGUCCCAAGUGCCGUAACUACUACGAGGAGUAUGCCUCUAAAUUGAUUAUGCUUCAGCGGGUGAUGAAGACUAUUGGUAUGGAUAUGGGCGACGGUGGCUCGGCCUUGAGGCUGGAAAUAGUGAAGGAGAUGAGACGAAGAACGUUGGAGUGGGCGGAGGAAGGUGAUAGCGCGCGUGAGAAGGCUGAGAUUGAACGUAAUGUUGACAUGGAGAAGGCAGAGGAGAAGAAGCGCGAGAAGGAAAGGCUGAAACAAGAGAAGCUUCAACAGAAGAAGCUUCAACGUGAGAGGCUGGAGCAGGAGAGGCUCAAAGAAAAAAAGAUUAAGAGAGAAAAAAGGCUCGAGGCGGAGAGAUUCGAAGAGGAGAGAAAGGCCAGGAAAGAGAGAAGACUUGAAAUAAGGAAGUGGCUCGAGGAAAAGAAGAACUUUGAGGAUGACCUCAAGAAGGUGCAAAAGGAAGAGAAGAGACAGAAGAGCGGUAAGGACAAAGUCAAGGUGGAGAUUGAAGACAUCGAAGGAAAGACGCUGAUCGAGUGCGAACAUCGGAAAAGCGAGAUGGAGGUGAGAGUUCGCAUGAGUUCUCGGCCACAACCAGCCAGCCGCGGUCUCCACUUGGGCGCCAGCCAUCAUCACGAGGGAGUCUCUGGCAAUGACGACAAGUUGGACGAGAAGCCCAAGGUAUAUAGAUCACGGGGCGUUUCAGACCUCGUCAAGUUUUAUGAAUCUCAAUCCCACGAGACAAAGACGAAGAAGGAAGGUGUUCGAUCCGCACUCUCUGAGUCUCCCGCAGGGAAGACACUGCCCCAAAAUUGCCAGAAAAAAGCCCCGGAAGUCACGGAAAAAUCAACAGAAAACCGGGUGUCCCCAAAGCCCAUAUACCGACGGUCAGAAGUCCAAGAAGUCGCCAAGACCAACAUGUCCACGGCCGGUCUUCGACAGCAGCCCCAACCUGUCGAACCAAAAGCUCUCGAGCACCAGCACCAACCGAGCCUACCCAUCUCGAAGUCAAAGAGACCAACAUUUCAUCCUCCUCCUGGAACGCCCCAACUUCAUCCUUCGACAUAUGACAAGGUCAAGGCAGGCUCAUCAGUUGAUAAACACCCAGCCGUGGCCUUGAAGUGCCGGCCUCAGCUUCCAGCAAAACCGAAGGACAAUGACCACGCCGCUAACCAGGAAAAUUCCAAGAAGAAGCUGUCUCCCGCUGAACAGAAGAACGAAGAAGAAGUUGCGAAAAGUGAGAAGAACGACAGCGAAAGGCCACCUUCGAUUCGCCGCACAGGCACAUCAACUUCGAAGGGUACGAAUACCGUCCCUGUUCACCACGACCUGAGCGAGACGCCAUCUGCGUUAAAAACAGACAACAAAAGGGAGAUUUCACAGACUGAGAAAAAGGAAGGGCACCAACAGACACAAUCCUGUCGCAUGGUUCCCAUGAGGUUGAAGAAGAUUCCCGAGAUUCCUGCCCAGACAGAAGGUAGAGAGGAACCGCCAGUGACCUUGUCCAAGCAAGAGCCACUACAGCCCAAACCACUACAGCCCAAGCCACCCCAGCCCAAGCCACCCCAGCCUGAAGCAUCCAAGCCAGAUCCCGCGAAGGAGACCAAGCCUCAGCAAACCCCACAUGCCACUCGUGUAUCGAGGGAGAAAGACAAGUCGUCCACGCCUCCCAUCGAUCCUCCUACCGGAAACACGCCUUUUAACCCCUCCAUCGGCUCGAUGACGGUAGAGUACGAUCCCAUCGAACAGAUGGAUUCCAACCAUUCGAUCAGUUCAAUGGUGGUAAACUGCGAUUCGACAGGGAGCAAGGUUUCCAAUCCGUCCAUUGACUCGAUGGUGGUACAAUGUGAUCCGGACGAUGGCAGGCUUUCCAUCACCUCAGUCGGCUCGAUGGUAGUAGAAGACAAUUCAACUGACAGCACGCCUUCCGACGUUUCAAUCAGCUCAAUGGCGGUGGAAUGCGAUCCGCUCGAGAGUAUACGUUCCAUUGCCUCCAACGGCUCGAUGGUGGUAGAGUACGAGCCAACUACGAGCACUGUUUCUAACCCUUCGAUUGAUUCGAUGAAGGCUGAGCUCGACCCGAUUGAACAAUCCAGCUUGUGGGAGGAUAUUCGUCGGCAUCUGGGCAGCAAUGACGGGUCAAUUUUGGCGCAUCCGUCGUACUGUAUGUGUGCGAAAUGUAUCCGGGCGAGGUGA
Neurospora tetrasperma FGSC 2508 is the source of this 2454-nucleotide messenger RNA. RefSeq lists its product as uncharacterized. Bases 1 to 2454 code for a protein of 817 amino acids. The record is from RefSeq and is a predicted model, not a curated record. The transcript has 2 exons. NCBI's taxonomy places the organism in Eukaryota, Fungi, Ascomycota, Sordariomycetes, Sordariales, Sordariaceae.